Coffea eugenioides is the source of this 4843-nucleotide messenger RNA. RefSeq names its product kelch repeat-containing protein At3g27220-like. The coding region runs from base 526 to 1815 and encodes 429 amino acids. Lineage: Eukaryota; Viridiplantae; Streptophyta; Magnoliopsida; Gentianales; Rubiaceae. The record is from RefSeq and is a predicted model, not a curated record. The transcript is spliced from 10 exons. Gene Ontology annotation, molecular function: protein binding.
GAGAACAAAAGUAAACAAAGAAAGAAAGAAAUGAAGUAAGAUGUUGAUGGGAUCGCACCAGCAACGACAACAGCGCCGACAUCAGCCGCAGCAACAGCAGCAGCAGCAGCAAAAUCCCAACCAUCGCUAACUGAACCCCCAAAUUACGUCAAUUAGAGUGAGACAUCAUCCCCCAAACCCCCAUUUUCCUCUUUGCUCUUCCUCAUCUCAUCUCACCCCUUCUCAUCUGUGUUAGUUGUGCUACUGCUAUUAUUCAUAUUCCAUCAACCAUCCCAUUCUACUCCCAUCUCAUGUCUCCAGCUCUGUAUUUCCCUCACGUUUCACCCUUCUCCUUCCUCUAGUUGCUACUAUUUCAGAUUUCACAGCCAUCUAUGAAUGAAUUGAUGAGAGAAGAAGACGAGUGGAUGAUGAUGAUGAUGGGUCAUAGAUCAUAAACGAAAAUGACUACUAUUAUAUUUCAUACAACAACAAUGACAGAGAAGAUGAUGAUGAGAUCGCGACAUUGUUGAUAUUGCGAUUUGACAUAUGGGGAGGCCAACGGCAGCUAUCGCCAAGCAGCAUAAAACCACCGCCGCCAAGAAAUUGCUGUUGCCCUGCAUAAUAGGCCUACUGGGUUUUGCUCUAAUCGCAGAUCUACUUUGGGCCGCUUCUUCUCCUUCUCCUGCCUCCUCCUCCUCUGCGCCCUUCAUCGUCAUCUCCCAUUCUCCCUUCCCCAAUCACACCCAUUCCGCUGCCGCUCCCUUCAAGGACAAGGACGCUGCUGACAAACAUGUAAAGACCAAUCAGAGGUUACUAUCAGCUACCUUUUCUGAUUUGCCAGCUCCCCUCUUGGAAUGGGAGAAGAUGGCCCCUGCCCCCGUCCCUCGUCUUGAUGGUGCUGCCAUUCAGAUCGGCCAUCUCCUUUAUGUCUUUGCCGGAUACAGAACCAUUGAUUAUGUGCAUUCUCAUGUGGACAUUUACAACUUUACCGACAAUACAUGGGGAGGAAGGUUUGAUAUGCCUAAAGAGAUGGCCCAUUCACAUUUGGGUAUGGUAACAGAUGGGAGGUAUAUUUAUGUAGUUACUGGGCAAUAUGGCCCUCAGUGUAGAGGGCCUACUGCACGAACAUUUGUGCUUGACACACAGACGAAGCAGUGGAGCAACAUGCCUCCUCUACCUCUCCCUAGGUAUGCACCUGCAACUCAACUCUGGAGGGAAAGACUACAUGUGAUGGGUGGCAGCAAAGAGAAUCGUCAUACACCUGGAUUAGAGCAUUGGAGUAUUGCGGUAAAAGAUGGCAAAGCUUUAGAGGAGGAGUGGCGGACUGAGGUUCCCAUACCCCGUGGUGGACCUCACAGGGCUUGUGUCGUGGUUGAUGAUCGAUUGUAUGUCAUAGGCGGUCAAGAGGGUGAUUUUAUGGCAAAGCCUGGGUCUCCUAUUUUUAAGUGCUCUCGCAGGAAUGAGGUUGUCUAUGGUGAUGUUUACAUGCUGGAUGAUGAUAUGAAGUGGAAGGUCUUACCGCCUAUGCCAAAGCCUGAUUCACACAUAGAGUUUGCUUGGAAAAUUGUGAAUAAUUCAAUCAUUAUUGUUGGAGGCACAACAGAGAAGCACCCUGAAACAAAGAAGAUUACACUUGUUGGAGAAGUAUUCCGGUUUCAGUUAGAUACACUGAAAUGGUCAGUCGUGGGAAAGCUUCCUUAUCGAGUGAAAACUACUCUUGUUGGCUUUUGGAAUGGAUGGUUGUACUUCACUUCUGGACAACGAGACAGGGGACCUGAUGAUCCAGCACCAAGGAAGAUCAUUGGGGAAAUGUGGAGAACUAAGUUACACUUAUGAGUUAUUUUUUUGCCAGUUAUUUGAAUGUAUUCAGCAUAUCUGCAUUUUUUCUUUUUGGUCAGUUUAGAAGGUAGGUUGUAGUGGUAAUGAUUUGUUUACAUCGUUUGGAGGAAAUGGAAAAGGGGAUGGGAAUUGUGGGAAGGAUUAGUUCCAUUUUUUGAUUACUUUUGUAUCUUUGCUGGUAUGAGAUCGAUAUGUAGGAUUGAUGGUUCUUCAAGAGGGGCACACACAAGCAUGACUUGGUUCACCGGGAUUCAUGAACUUGUAUGUAGUGCUCCCGAGAAGAUGUCAAGUGAACGUUGUAUGAUACUGGAACUUUUGAUUGUCAAAGUUCAUUUCACUUGUUAGAAUUGCUUCCUCAAUAGUGUUCUAAAUCAUAUAGUUGGCACACAUGUAUAUGCUCUAAUGAUUUCGCUCAUAAUUCGCCAAGUUCCUAACACAGGAUCCUCUCUCUAAUGAUCUCGCACAAGGUAAGCAAUUUGCAAGUAGAGAAUAGAAGGCAUUGGAUUAUAUAUUCUUUCUUCUUUCUUUAUGAGUUGUAGAUUGCCUCAAAGGUCAUAUGUCAUCAUAUAAGGGUGAAAGCCGGGGUUCCACGUCGGCGUGGUUGUCCGCCACGUGGCAAGAGACGAUUGGUUGGCUGGUGCUGGGUGUCCGGUUGUCUUUUUUUUUUUUCUUCUUUUGUGGUCUAAAAACAGUAGAGUCCGGUUGUCUUUUAUUUUUUUUCCUUCUUUUUCUUUUGUGGUCAAAAAACGGUAGAGUUGUUGUUUGGUAAUGGGUUGUUGGGAUCAGAGAUUGGCCAAUAUUACGGUUGUACCCCUUUGGUGUUCACCUAUUUACGUUCCAACCUGUUAUUGUAUCUAUAGGAGUUCCCCUUUUUUUUUUAUUAUCAAGGUGUGUUGGUAAUGUGGCUUUGGCAGAAAUUACGCUUCUUCUUUCUUCACCUUCCCACCGGAGCCCUAUUCUAUUAUACCUUACAGCUUCUUCUGAUGAGAGCGGUUCAAUUCUCAGUGGUGAAUCAUGACUUUUUUUCACUGCCUCUUCCUCCUUAUUCCUUGCCAUUUGACUUUCAUGUGGUUGUGUAUUUGUCAAACAAUUUUUACCCAGACUAUUUCCCCCCUGUGGCUGCUCCUGAAGCGGUGAAGCAGUGAUUUGGUAAUGUGGUCGUUGGGCUCCUAGCCCCGUUGAUAUUACCAUUUUAGCACUUCGCUGUGCUCUUUUUUACGCUUGCCCUUUUAUUGUAUUUUUUUGUUCUGCUGUUUUCUGGAGGUUGUAUUGGUAAUGUAGUCUUUAUUGCGUCUCGCUUGCUUAGCCAGAUAGAGUCGCCUUCUUGUUGGAGAAGGUGGGUGAACUGACUUUGUGUUCAGAAGCCGUACAUUUCGUCCACUGUUUCUUUCUGUUCUUUCCCGAGGAUUAGGUGCUUGCGAUGAUGAGACCUGUUGGUUGUCCCCGUUACUUUUUCAAGCAUAUAGCUAAUUGGUAUGGUGGUGCCUGUUAUGUUGUUACUAUUCCUUCUUAUCGUUCACCAUCCAGCAGUAUCAGGUGAGCUCUUCUGCUCUUUUAUGGACCUAUUUUACAUUUCCUUGCACGUUUCCCCCUUUUCUCUUCCAAUCUUUGGUUGUUACCAUUUCCAUAUCUUAAAUUGCCUUGUGGAUAUUUUGCUACAUAUAUGCUAUUGUUUAGCUUUACUUUGCGUUAUUUAUUUAUUGCGUUGAUUUCCUUUUCAUUGCCUUAGUCGUUUCCCUCCGCAUUUUGUCAUAAUUUUUUUGUUUACUUGCCUUGCUUUUAUUGCUUUUUUUUUUCCCUUCUAAGACAUUACUUGUUCUGCUUUAUUUUGUCUUAUGUAUGAAUAGUUCUUCAUUCACUGCUCGUUUCAUGCUACAGAGUCACUGCAAAUAGUAUAUCAUACUUAAAUAUUGGGGUUUAGGUGCACUGCAAUGCUUAUUAUAAAGGGUUGUUUUGCUCCCCUUUGAAGGAGAGACGGUUUGACUUCUUCACUUAGUCUUCUGCAUUUAGUAUUCUGAUAUCAAGAGAAACAAAUGAUUUAGAUUUAUAUGUGAGAUGAUGCUUUACAGAGAUUUGGUGUGAAACAAAAGAAGAAGAUUGCUUCUUUUAAAACCUCAGUUGACGUACUCACGCUUUCAGCAACGCCUAUUCCACGAACCCUCUAUUUAGCUUUGACUGGGUUUUGUGAUGCCAGUUUAAUAUCUACACCACCUCCUGAAAGAGUUCCUAAUAAGAACCCGUCUUUCAUCAUAUUCUAAGGAAAAGAUGAUAUCAGCUACAAAGUAUGAGCUGGACCGAGAUGGACAGGUUUUUUAUGUGUUGCCCAGAAUCAAAGGGCUUGAAGGAGUCAUGGAGCUUCUUGAAGAAUCGUUUCCAGAGGUUGAAAUAGCUAUUGCUCAUGGAAAGGUAAUUCAUUGCUUGAAGCGGAGAGCUAGAUCUAUGACCACUUCACUCAGCAUGGGUAAAAUACAAAACUACAAAGCACCAAACCACUAUGUAAGGACUGACACCAUUAAGAACAAAUUUUAGCAGCUUUGUAUGAGGGAGACUUGAAUUCAGUUAAUCACAUUGGCAAAGGUGGUUACAGAAGUUUAUGAUAACCUGCUAUGUUGUUUGUUAAGUUUUGAUAUCUUAUUUCCUAUAGUGAAACAAGACAAAGAGGGAUGCAUAUGAGGACAACGAAAGCACUAUGAGCCACUAACAAAGUUCUUCAAGUAUAAUGACUGUCUUUAGAAGGCACAGAACUGGAGAUGGGAAGAAGAUUAACAUCACAGGGCCCCAGAAAGUGGUUUUGUGAGAAUGAAAUGUCUAGAUGCCAUUGUGUGGAAAAAUACACGAUUAUAUGAUGUCAUGUAGUUUAGGAUCUUCGGAUUGAAGUAUUGCGUGCAUUUAAUCCAUCCACAUGAAACAAACAUUGUCCUUUUGAACUUUUGUAAAUUCUGAAUUCCUGCGUAAAUAGGAUUUAUAGUCAUUCAGAUCUUGUUAAUUAUUAAUAAAGAGUUUGGAUUUUGAUGGGUGGCAGAUA